AUGUCUCCGAAAGCCGUCAUCUUCCUUGCAACUGUCUUCUUCGGCACGACAGCAGCUCUAAACUGCUCAUCUUCAAUUGGACCAUGCGUUUCUGGGAGCUGCAGCGGUCUCGGGCCGGUAGGAACUGUCUGCACCGCAGAUGGAUGCUGUGCCGGUCCUAAUCUUAUUGACGGUACCACGGGACGCGAGUUUAUUUGCACCGGAGGAUCUAUCGGACCCUGCCUUUCUGGAGCGUGCCCAAACGCCAGUGAUACAACUUGUGUCGGAGUACAGGUCGACGGCAUCGGCGAAUGCUGCCCUGGAGCUGCCAUUGCUGUGGUCACCACAACCAGUACCACUACACGAACCACGACAGCCACCUGCGUCGAUCUCCUCAAUCCGGUGACCGGAGUCUCGGAUUGCCCGAAACGAGCCUCGCUCUUGCCGGAAGACUUGCGGAUUCUGCUCUUCGACUUCCAGCUACUCGUCAAG
This is a messenger RNA of Mesorhabditis spiculigera, 471 nucleotides long. Lineage: Eukaryota; Metazoa; Nematoda; Chromadorea; Rhabditida; Rhabditidae. The record is from the annotation of a GenBank genome assembly.